AUGGAUUAUGACGUUUCAAGCAAGCAGAAUGCACUCAAUGAUCUGCGUCAUCUUACGGACAUUAAAUUGAAGAAACUUGCUGAUGUGGAGCAGAAGAUUAGAGCAGUCAAAGAUCGAAUGGAUGGCUAUUCAUUCUUCUCCCCAAAAGAACUGGAAGUAAUGCAGUUUAUUCGCACCUUGGAAAAUAAUCUGGACAAGGCGAACAUGAAAGCAACAGAAGCACUUCACGUAGGGCACGCCUACGAAGCCAUCAAAGAUAAACUUAAAGGAGAACGCUCGACUUACGGCCCAACACUUGAGUCAAUGGAGGCGGAGAUUCGUCGGUGCAGUGUCAAAUUGAAACAACUCAAGGAGGUCUGCAUCGACGCCGUGCGCCAAAGGGACGAGACACUGGGUGAGCUGAGACGUCUUGAGGAGCUGUUGUACGCCUACCAAAAAAGACGGGAACUCGAGCUCCUUAACAUGAGACGGAUGCUGGACUCAUACAAGGAGCAACCAACGCCCAUGAAGGCUCUCGUUGAGAACGAACAAUUGACGGGUGAUGAUCCUACUGUAACAGACGAGCAGGGCUUGAUGGCUAGUCUCGAGGACGUGUACAAGGAAUUGAAGUCAGUGACUGGUGUCUCGAAUCAUAACGACAUGGAGAAGAUGUUUGUCCAACUUGAAAAUUCAACCACCAGUCUCCGACAACUUUCCCAAGAGGCAGAGGUAAAACAAAAGUCUCUCCAGGAUCAAAAUGACCAAUUAAAGGCCGCCUACCUCGAACUGAAAAGCAUUGGUGACUUCAAACUCUCUAAGAUUUCAGCCCAUGAAAGAAAACAAGGCCACAUGGACGCGCUCAUUGAAAAGAAGAACUCGAUGCAGGCUGAGCUGAACCGACUGAGACAACAGCUAACGUAUGCGCGUUUAGCUAUUGAGCACAUUUAUGUGAAGCUACAAAUGACUCCAAGCACAACAAAAAGCGCCAAAAAGCAGGCUGCAGUAAUUCUCAAGCAUUUGACUGAGAUCAACUUGCCAGAUAUUAUGCUCCAGUGCAUGGAGUACCAGGACCAAUUGGAUAACGAUCUAGAUGGUUACGACUUGGUAUCAGAAAUAUCCAAUAUGAAUCUCGAAAAGGUUAGUUAA
This is a messenger RNA of Mesocestoides corti, 1125 nucleotides long. NCBI's taxonomy places the organism in Eukaryota, Metazoa, Platyhelminthes, Cestoda, Cyclophyllidea, Mesocestoididae. The record is from the annotation of a GenBank genome assembly.